This is a messenger RNA of Peromyscus eremicus (cactus mouse), 1643 nucleotides long. Its product is annotated as cytochrome P450 4F3. Lineage: Eukaryota; Metazoa; Chordata; Mammalia; Rodentia; Cricetidae. The transcript is spliced from 12 exons. The record is from RefSeq and is a predicted model, not a curated record. Gene Ontology annotation, molecular function: oxidoreductase activity, acting on paired donors, with incorporation or reduction of molecular oxygen; iron ion binding; heme binding. The coding region runs from base 1 to 1569 and encodes 522 amino acids.
AUGCUACAGCUGAGCCUGUCCUGGCUGGGCCUGGGGCCUGCAACAGCUUCCCUGUGGCUGUUCCUGCCCCUGGCUGGGGCCUCCUGCCUCCUGGCUUACAUCCUGAGCCAGGCUCACGCUGUCUAUGAAAUCUCCCAUCGCCUUCGCUGUUUCCCUCAGCCCCCCAAACGAAACUGGCUCUUGGGUCACCUGGGCCUGAUCCAGAGCUCGGAGGAAGGGCUCCUGUACGUCCAGAGCCUGGUGCGGACCUUCAGGGACGUGUGCUGCUGGUGGGUGGGGCCAUGGCAACCCGUCAUCCGCAUAUUCCACCCUGCCUUCAUCAAGCCUGUGCUCUUGGCUCCAGCUUCAGUUGCUCCCAAGGACACAGUCUUCUACAGUUUUCUGAAGCCCUGGCUGGGAGAUAGCCUCUUGAUGAGUGCCGGUGACAAGUGGAGCCGCCACCGGCGCAUGCUGACACCCGCCUUCCACUUCAACAUCCUGAAGCCAUAUGUGAAGAUUUUCAGCGCCAGCACCAACAUCAUGCAUGCCAAGUGGCAGCGCCUAGCCUCCAAGGGAAGUGCCCGCCUGGACAUGUUUGAACACAUCAGCCUCAUGACGCUGGACAGUCUGCAGAAGUGUGUCUUCAGCUUUGACAGCAACUGUCAGGAGAAGCCUAGUGAGUACAUUGCUGCCAUCUUGGAACUUAGUUCUUUGGUGGCCAGAAGGCACCAGAAGCUGCAUCUGCAUGUGGGUCUGUUCUAUCACCUCACCCGGGACGGGAUGCGCUUCCGGAAGGCCUGCCGCCUAGUGCAUGACUUCACUGAUGCCAUCAUCCAGGAGCGGCGCAGCACCCUCCCUGAUCAGGUUGAUGAUGAUGUCCUCAAGGCCAAAGCCAAGGCCAAGACUUUGGACUUCAUUGAUGUGCUGCUGCUGAGCAAGGACGAACAUGGAAAGGCACUGUCUGAUGAGGACAUCAGAGCAGAGGCUGACACCUUCAUGUUUGGAGGCCAUGACACCACGGCCAGUGGGCUCUCCUGGAUCCUGUACAACCUGGCAAGGCACCCGGAAUACCAGGAUCGCUGCCGGCAGGAGGUGCAGGAUCUCCUGAGGGACCGUGAGCCUGAGGAGAUUGAAUGGGACGACCUGGCGCAGCUGCCCUUCCUCACCAUGUGCAUCAAGGAGAGUCUGCGGCUGCAUCCCCCUGUCAUGGCUAUCUCCCGUUGCUGCACUCAGGACAUUGUGCUCCCAGACGGCCGGGUCAUCCCCAAAGGUGUCAUCUGCAGAAUAAGUAUUUUCGGGACACAUCACAAUCCCGCUGUGUGGCCUGACCCGGAGGUCUAUAACCCCUUCCGAUUUGACGCAGACAACGCCAAGGGCAGGCCAUCCCUGGCUUUUAUUCCCUUCUCGGCAGGGCCCAGGAACUGCAUCGGGCAGACUUUCGCCAUGAGCGAGAUGAAGGUGGCGCUGGCGCUGACGCUGCUGCGCUUCCGCGUCCUGCCGGACAGCAAGGAGCCGCGCAGGCAGCCGGAGCUGAUCCUGAGAGCAGAGGGCGGGCUGUGGCUGCGGGUGGAGCCGCUGAGCACGAAGUGACCCCACACCUGGCCUGGGACCCCACCCCCCACGCCCCUGCACAUUCCCAACAAUAAAAAUCUUGGUCACCCGUG